Molecule: messenger RNA, 1167 nt
Organism: Lathyrus sativus (Indian pea)
Lineage: Eukaryota; Viridiplantae; Streptophyta; Magnoliopsida; Fabales; Fabaceae
Source: the annotation of a GenBank genome assembly
AUGGCAGCAGAGAAAUCAGGAAUGCAACAAGGAAACAAUGAAAAAGAUUUUAUCCGAUCUAAAAGUUCCAAUGGCUUAAUUCUUUCAUUAUCAAGAGGGAAGAAAAUGGAAAACGAUAUUGAUUUCAGCCAACUUCCUUGGAAUGUGCUUGAUACCAUUUCCCAAAAACUAAGUUUUGACGAUCUCUUUGAUUUCGCAAGUGUUUGCAAAGAGUGGAGGGUAGUUAAGAAGAUUUAUUGGAAAAACUUCCUAGAAUCUCAAUCACCAUUACUUGUGGAAACAACAUCAUAUGCUAAGAAAUUUUAUUCUUUUUAUAGCAUACCUGACCAACGUGCUUACCUCUCUGAGAUGAGUUAUUUUUGGGGAUUAUUCUAUUGUGGUUCUUCCAGUGGAUAUAUAAUCAUGGCAGGUGCCAACAAAACACUACAACUAAUGAACCCCUUUACAAGAAAGCAGCACAAUAUUGGUAUCUCAACAAUUAUAAAUUAUUUGAAUUAUUGUGCUUGUCGUGUCUUACUUGCUUUUGCCAAAGGCUCUGGUGAGUUUGUUAUAGUUGCUUCCUGCAAAUCUUCAUUCAACUUGCAUGUCUAUCAGUCACGAAAUUCUAGUUGGGUAACUAAUAUCGAAAAAGGAAAUCCAUUGAAGGUUGUGGACUUUGUUGUUUUGCAUAAUAUAAUUUAUGUUAUCACUAACAAGGCUGAAAUUGGGGUACUUAGCUUGAACUCUUCAAGUUUGAAAUUUCUAAAGCUAAAAAAUACUCCAGACAUAACUUCUUCUUUCCCCCAGUUACUUAGUUGUGAUGGAAAGCUUCUGGUAGUUUACUUUAUACCAGGGAGACUAUUAGAUGUCUACAUGAUAGACUUCGGAACAAUGAGUUAUACCAAGCUAGAAACUUUGGGUGACAUUGCAUUAUUUUAUUCGCGUAACAAAUGUUAUGCAUUAGCGAAUCCGAGAAAAUGGGGCUAUGAGAGUAACUCUGUGUAUUAUAUUAAUUGUAUGUCUACAGAAUGUGAAGUGUAUUCAGGGAGUAGUAAUGAACGGUUGAAAUGCAUUGUGCCUGUUGGUAGACGUCGACCUUCUCGUAGAUCAAGUAGAUCAAGAACUUAUUGGUUAGAUUGGUGUUUUCGAAAUCUACAUGAUGAAGUAGAUUAUUCUCUUGUUGACUAG